CCUUAUUAGUGCACGUACGAAAUGCACACUCGAAUCCACGGUAUCGUUCUAUCAUUUUCCAAACUCGAUUGUGUUUUCAAUAAUUUUUUCGCGAACGAGUCGUCACGCGAAAAACGCCAGGUAAAUAACAUCGCAACAACGAUAGAACGCCUAAUUGACCAGUACUGUCUGUGCGGCGUGCAUCGUUCGUGAGAGUCUGAAAUAAACACACGCGCAGGUGAACGUAUCCAUUACGACCGACAUGAUUUUUAACGGUGAAAAAGGCGAACACGUAGAUCGAAGAUCUAGAUGCAACAUAGAUUUUGUAGCAGGCAGAAGGUUUAAUUGUAAGAUUCGCCAAAGUACGAGGAAUUAAAAGAAACACGUGACCGCGAGCGAAGCCGAGAGUGAGCACAAACAAGCGGCACGAUCCACGAGACGUGACCAGCUAUGUGUUGCGUGUGACGUAUGACUUAUUCGUCGAUGACAAACUGACCGAACCAUUAGCCGAUCGAACGGUCGUGUGCGCGGCCAAGGGAACAGUUACGAUCGAUCGGUAGAAAUAUCGUUUCUGAUAUGUAUCCAACGUGUCGAUGUGUUCGUGCGCCGAUCGAUAUUGAUUGACAGCGUUUCGACACACAGUGCGUCCGUAAAAGGAGAAACGUGACACUAAAAAAGAACUGAACACAGGAAGAUACGACGCGAGGACAGAACGGAACGAAACGGAACGAAACGUGAAACACGUCAGUGAUUGGAAUCAAGAUGGUACUGGAAAGUACGAUGAUAUGUGUCGACAAUAGCGAUUACAUGAGAAAUGGAGAUUUUUUACCAACUCGACUUCAAGCACAACAAGAUGCCGUUCAUGUGGUCUGCCAUUCCAAGACACGUUCAAAUCCAGAGAAUAAUAUUGGUUUAAUAACAUUGGCCAAUACCGAAGUGUUGGCCACAUUGACUAGUGAUGUAGGCAGAAUUCUAUCAAAGCUCCAUCAAGUUCAACCAAACGGUAAUUUAAAUCUAAUUACCGGAAUACGAAUUGCACAUCUGGCAUUGAAACAUCGCCAAGGUAAAAAUCACAAAAUGCGCAUCGUUGCUUUCAUUGGUAGUCCAAUCGAGGUCGAUGAAAAAGAACUAGUUAAAUUAGCGAAACGGUUGAAGAAAGAGAAAGUCUGUGUCGACGUGAUUAGCUUCGGCGAGGAAAGCGUUAACAGCGAAGUAUUAACAGCCUUCAUCAAUACACUCAAUGGAAAAGAUGGCACAGGCAGUUUCUUGAUUACUGUCCCACCUGGACCGCAUUUAUCGGACGCGUUGAUUUCUUCUCCCAUCAUUCAAGGAGAAGAUGGAAUGGGUGGUACAGGCGUGGGAGGAGCUGCAUUUGAAUUCGGGGUCGAUCCAAACGAAGAUCCAGAGUUGGCAUUGGCACUACGUGUUUCGAUGGAAGAGCAACGGCAGCGUCAAGAGGAUGAAGCACGACGCGCGCAGUCUACUGAAGUGACUACAGUCCAGCGAGGAGAAACUCAGAAAGCAGCUCCGAAGGAGGAAACAAUGUUAAAGCGUGCGCUUGCCAUGUCGCUCGAGGGUCCCGAAGAUUCGUCUUCAGCGUCAGAGAAUACUACGCCCACUAGUGGAAUCGUGCCUGACUUCUCUCGUAUGACUGAGGAAGAACAAAUUGCUUUCGCUUUACAGAUGUCCAUGCUUAAUCAAGAUCAACAAGAGCUCGAGUCUUUGAAAGAAGAGUCAAUGGAAAUCGAGGAGGACUACGCUGCCGUCAUGUCCGACCCAGCUUUUCUGCAAUCAGUUCUAGAAAAUUUACCUGGUGUCGAUCCCCAUUCUGAUGCCGUCCGUCAAGCCGUUGGAUCUCUCCAACAAAACAAGGACAAAGACAAAGACAAGGAGAAGGAGAAGGAAAAGGAGAAGGAGAAGGAUAAAGAUAAGGAUAAGGAAAAGAAAUAAAAAAAAACUUGUGCUCCUUGGAUAUAUAACUCUAUGUUAAUCCCUGUUUUGUGAAUACAUGUAUACCAAAUAUAAGUUUUCAAUUUUUCAAAACUUCA
Molecule: messenger RNA, 2027 nt
Organism: Hylaeus anthracinus
Lineage: Eukaryota; Metazoa; Arthropoda; Insecta; Hymenoptera; Colletidae
Gene: Rpn10
Product: 26S proteasome non-ATPase regulatory subunit 4-like
Exons: 7
Coding region: 742-1929 (395 amino acids)
Biological process (GO): proteasome-mediated ubiquitin-dependent protein catabolic process
Cellular component (GO): cytosol; proteasome regulatory particle, base subcomplex; nucleus
Molecular function (GO): polyubiquitin modification-dependent protein binding
Source: RefSeq, a predicted model, not a curated record